This is a messenger RNA of Acanthosepion pharaonis, 555 nucleotides long. The record is from the annotation of a GenBank genome assembly. Lineage: Eukaryota; Metazoa; Mollusca; Cephalopoda; Sepiida; Sepiidae.
AUGUCUUCUCCCUUGGGAAUGGUAUCAAUCUAUGUCUUCUCCCUUGGGAAUGAUAUCGAUCUUUGUCUUCUCCCUUGCGAAUGGUAUCGAUCUAUGUCUUCUCCCUUGCGAAUGGUAUCGAUCUAUGUCUUCUCCCUUGCGAAUGGUAUCGAUCUAUGUCUUCUCCCUUGCGAAUGGGAUCAAUCUAUGUCUUCUCCCUUGGGAAUGGUAUCGAUCUUUGUCUUCUCCCUUGCGAAUGGUAUCGAUCUUUGUCUUCUUCCCUGUGAAUGGUAUCGAUAUAUGUCUUCUUCCUUGGGAAUGGUAUUGAUAUAUGUCUUCUCCCUUGGGAAUGGUAUCGAUCUUUGUCUUCUCCCUUGCGAAUGGUAUCGAUCUAUGUCUUCUCCCUUGCGAAUGGUAUCGAUCUAUGUCUUCUCCCGUGCGAAUGGGAUCAAUCUAUGUCUUCUCCCUUGCGAAUGGUAUCGAUCUUUGUCUUCUCCCUUGGGAAUGGUAUCGAUCUUUGUCUUCUCCAUUGCGAAUGGUAUUGAUCUUUGUCUUUUCCCUUGUGAAUGGUAUUGA